This is a messenger RNA of Salvelinus sp. IW2-2015, 700 nucleotides long. Its product is annotated as platelet-activating factor acetylhydrolase IB subunit alpha1-like. Lineage: Eukaryota; Metazoa; Chordata; Actinopteri; Salmoniformes; Salmonidae. The record is from RefSeq and is a predicted model, not a curated record.
CAUUAACCUUUUUGAUAACACAAACUUAAAUUAUGAACUGCAUACUUUAUGGACUCCAUUAUCAUUGCUAACCAUAUUGUCACAUUUGUCCUUUCUAGCAUGGGAAUCUAGUGACUACAAUGCACAGGAGGUUGGUGGGACCUUAAUUUGGGAGAACGGACUUGUGGUAAUGGCUGGAGCUGAAUCAGUGGAAUGCUAUCACACACAUGGUUUUCAGGUGUUUGAUGCCAUUCCAUUUGCKCCAUUCCGGACAUUAUUGUGAGCUCUUYGCCUCUCAGCAGCCUCCUGUGCUAUCAUGUAUGUUUCCAACCACAGGGAGUGCUGCCCAGGGGUAAGAUGCCCAACUCCCUGCGGGAGAGGAACGCCCAGGUCAACAAGCUGGUUCAGGAGGCUGUGUCCUCUCUCCCCCACACCUCCCUCCUCAACGUGGACCCCGGCUUUGUGCACUCGGACGGCAGCAUCUCCCACCAGGACCUGUAUGACUACCUCCACCUCACCCCGCAGGGCUACCAGGCUGUGUGCCAGCCGCUACACGCCCACCUCAAGRGCCUGCUGGAGAAACAGGCUGAAAACUGAAGGCCAAAGACCAACUGAUGGAGAACUGAUGGCCAAURACCAAAUGACUCACUACAUCAGAGGUAAAAACACUGGUCCUGGAGAGCCACAAGAGUACAGGCUUUUAGCACAUUCACUACUUUAA